AUGGAAGCUGGAGGUUUUAGCUUAUUUUCAAAAACAAUCACUAUUAUUAGCUUUAAAAAUGAUAUCUAUGUGGAAAAUUUUAUGAAUUUCUUCAAAUUACCAAACAUAAAGUCAAUUCAUGGUUUAAUGUUAAGAAGAUUUGAAUUAUUAAUGUCUGCAAAACUUUUCGAUGAAGUUAUUGAACGUUUAGAGAACUUGUCAAUAUCAUUUUGUAACUACCAUUAUACACUUAACCCUUUUGAAUUUGGGGCUUCUUCAAGUGCUAUAUUUCCAAACCUAAAGACGUUAAAAAUGACUACGGAGUCGAAGACAAGAUUAAAUUUUGUUGGGAUUGAAUUCCCUGUUUUAGAGAAGCUUUCUUUGGUUGGGUCUUUCACUGAGUUUACAAUUGAUUCAUAUUCAUUUAAAAAAAUUAAAAGUAUUGAAUUGGAUACUAAUGAUGGUACAAAUGUUUUCCAACAACUUGUUAAAAAUUCAAAUUUAAAGUUUAUUGAACAUGUUAAAUUGAGUAAAAUAAAUUUCAAUACAUUCAUACGUAAUGGUCAUAAGUAUAAACAUUUGAAAACAUUGAAAAUAGGUGAAUUUACUGAAAUUUCAAAUAUUGAUGAACUAGCUGGUCAUAAAAUUAUUCUCAAAUCUUUAGAGUGUUUGGAAAUUCAAGAUUGUGGAAAUCUUGAUUUGUUAAAAUUAUUCAAGAUUCCAAAUAUUAAGAAGAUGGAGUUACUACGUGCUACAACUCACUAUGAUAAUGAAUUUUGUUUCCAUCAUCAAUAUUAUCCCAAACUUGAAGAUUUAAUGAUUCAAAUGUCUUAUCAUUCAUCCCAUCCACCUUUCAAAAUUGAAUUACCAACGUUGAAAACUUUAUAUAUAAAUAAAAAGUUCCUCAAUGAUUUUAGGCACUUGAACGAAGUAAAUAUGUGGGAUCUUUCCGGUAAAUUUGAUAGAUAUGGUAGACGCUUAACUGUAUAG
This is a messenger RNA of Hansenula ciferrii, 969 nucleotides long. RefSeq lists its product as uncharacterized. The coding region runs from base 1 to 969 and encodes 322 amino acids. The transcript has a single exon. The record is from RefSeq and is a predicted model, not a curated record. NCBI's taxonomy places the organism in Eukaryota, Fungi, Ascomycota, Saccharomycetes, Phaffomycetales, Wickerhamomycetaceae.